Molecule: messenger RNA, 1101 nt
Organism: Diuraphis noxia (Russian wheat aphid)
Lineage: Eukaryota; Metazoa; Arthropoda; Insecta; Hemiptera; Aphididae
Biological process (GO): positive regulation of vascular endothelial cell proliferation; regulation of muscle cell differentiation; positive regulation of activated T cell proliferation
Cellular component (GO): extracellular region
Molecular function (GO): hormone activity; insulin-like growth factor receptor binding; growth factor activity
Source: RefSeq, a predicted model, not a curated record
AUUUGCAACAGUUUAACAUUAAAAUAAUAUUGUUAUUAUUACAAUCGAUAUUAUACGCCGCCGUCGCUGAUCUACAAUAGUGUACUACAAUAAUAUAUCAUAACAACGCACAUUCGWACAACGGCGCUUUUUCUAUCGUCCUAUUAUUAUAAUAAUAUUUUAUCUACGGAAUACGAUUUGCCGGACAACAACGUUCUAUACGUCGGCUCACUCCGCGACGACUCGACAAAAACGUGCGAUGAACUCAGCUGUGGUAUUGGUGAUAGUCAUGUUGCUGGCCAGCCACGUUAGCAGCUCACCAAUCAUAAACUUUUCGUGGGACACGCCGAGGCAUUUCUGCGGAUCCCAACUCGCCAACGUGUUGGCGUUGAUCUGCAGCAACGGAUACAACUUCCAUCCGGCAAGUGAUGAUGUUACCGUCCCAAGUCGCCGUCGAAAAAGAGUGAUAGUCGAAGAGUGCUGCGAGAACACUUGCACGCCACAUCACCUAAAGUCUUACUGCUGGGAAAAUCGAAGGUCUGAUACUCGGAGUGUUUUGGAACCGCCUGCUUCUGUAGAGAAACCCUUGGUAGACAAAAACGUGAAACCCCAGAAACACCCCACGAGUAACACACUGUUAGUUGACAACAGUCUGCUGCAGGCUGAGCACGCGACUGUCAAAACCAAGUCCAAUAGUAUUAUAAUACCCAAUUCUAAAGAGCUCGGUAGGCAAAACGGCAUUAAGACGAUUAAAUACAACACGGUCGCGUACGCCCCAAAGAAAGAAGCGGUGAUCGUCCAGGACCCGGUGCCAGGACGAGUGAAAACUGUAACACCAUAUUUUGACAAAAUGCCAUCGGUCAUCGUUACUAAAACCACGCAACACUGAAACUCGGGAAUAACAUCGCGCUUGCACGUCUUCUAUUUUGAAUUACAUCGUCAAAACUCAUCGAAAUCUCUAACACUGUUUAGUUCUUUGAUCAUAUAUAUAUAUUAUAUAUAUACUUUCAUUAUGCGUACACAAUAUGUCAUGUGUAAUGUUUCAUGUACAGUUUUAUUUUUUUCUUUGUAACAAUGCACCGCGCAAAACCGAAGAAUUAAAAACAAAAUAUUGACUAAAGU